AUGGCAAAUCCUUUCAACCGCCCUUCAAUUCCGGACUACUUCAUCUCUUCUCCCCUGGUCGCACUCCUUUACCCCCUACACCAGGUUCUCCUGCGUCUCCGUGGACCACCUCGGCUACCACCCGCAGACGCACAUCCCAUACGCGUCGUCUGUAUCUCCGACACCCACGCCCUCGAAUGGCCGAACGUCCCAGAUGGAGACCUUUUGAUUCACGCCGGUGACCUCUGCAAUGAUGGAUCCGUUCGCGAGAUCCAAGCCGCCGUUGACUGGCUGCGCAGCCUUCCGCACCCGCAUAAGGUCGUGAUCGGCGGCAAUCAUGACAGCUACUUCGAUACGCGAUCGCGUCUCGAAGAGGAUCGCGAUGAUCAAACGUCAAACGGUUACGCCGCUGUUUCCGCGUCAACAGCCUCUAUUCGCUCGCUGGAUGAUAUUACCGCGCCUUCGCGUAUUGACUGGGGUGACAUCCACUACCUCCAGCACUCAGCCGUAACUCUCGAGUUCACACCUCCAUCGUCUUCGGAUACCGACUCCGUAUCUUCAUCUACAUCUGCGCUUACCAGUUCCCGACCGCGUAAUUUGACCAUUUAUGGCGCUCCUCAGAUCCCCGCCAUCGUCCCCAUGGGUCCGGAACACGCCUUCACAUACCCUCCUCAUCACGAUGCCUGGUCGCGCACCGUACCCCCAGACACCGAUAUCUUAAUUACCCAUACCCCGCCCCAAGCCCAUCUCGACAUGUCCCCUAUCUACUCAAUAGGCUGUCCCAAUCUCCUGGCUGAAAGUUGGCGCGUCCGCCCGUUGCUGCAUGUAUUUGGACACGUUCAUUACGCCGCGGGCAAGGAACCGAUUUUUUGGGAUGAGGCGCAACGAGCAUGGGAGCGGCUCUGUGCUUCGCGUCGUCCUCGUGCGAAGUAUAGUCGCAUCCUUGCGUUGUUGGGCUUCAUGCGUGAUCUAUUAGAUCCGGCAGGCUGGGUUGACGUGGCCAGGGUGGUCUUCUAUGGUGUGCUGGGCGUUGUCUGGGCACAGGUUUGGGGUGGGGAGAAUAAUGGAGGUGGUUGGUUUGUUAAUGCGGCGUGCAUGUAUCGGGAUUCCGGGCGGUUGAGGAAUCCGCCGCAGGUUAUUACCUUGUAAUUUACAUUUUGUAUUUGUUUUGGUUUUCCUUUCUGUGAGUGUGAUGAGCAU
Messenger RNA from Penicillium pulvis, 1179 nucleotides. RefSeq names its product metallophosphatase domain-containing protein. The transcript has a single exon. The coding region runs from base 1 to 1128 and encodes 375 amino acids. The record is from RefSeq and is a predicted model, not a curated record. Gene Ontology annotation, molecular function: hydrolase activity. NCBI's taxonomy places the organism in Eukaryota, Fungi, Ascomycota, Eurotiomycetes, Eurotiales, Aspergillaceae.